AGGACAGCAGCCAGACGGAUCUCUGUACGACCACGAUCUUCACCUGCCGCAUUACUUUGUCGAUUUUAUCGCGAUAUGGCGAAUCUACCGGUCAACAAAACUGCCCAUCCGUUCUCUAAAGGCCAAUUUGAGGCCCUGCUUAAUCGCAGAUUCUUCUACGCACCUGCAUUCGAGAUCUAUGGUGGUAUUGCCGGGCUGUACGAUUAUGGUCCCCCUGGCUCCUCUUUGCAAGCCAACAUAAUUGCAGAAUGGCGCAAACACUUCAUCGUCGAGGAACACAUGCUCGAGAUCGACUCAACCUGUAUCACCCCUGCCCCCGUCUUUGAAACCUCUGGUCACGUAGCUAGGUUCGCAGACUGGAUGGUCAAGGAUACCAAGACCGGCGAUGUCCUCCGCGCGGACCAUCUCGUUAAAAACGUGCUCGAAGCACGACUCGCUGGAGAUAGGGAGGCAAGGGGUUUGGCAGCGCAGCCAGCGAAGGAGGAUGAUAAAAAGAAGAAGAAAAAGAAGGAUGUGAAGAGUGCGGUAGUUCAGUUGGCGGACGAAGUGGUGAAGGAGUAUGAUAAUAUCUUGGCUCAGCUCGACAACUACUCUGGCCCAGAGCUCGGUGAACUUUGUCGAAAGUUCAACAUCAGGAAUCCCGAUACCGACAACGAAGUCGGGGAGCCACAGCAGUUCAAUCUCAUGUUCACAAGUAGCAUCGGGCCUACUGGUCAACACCCUGGCUACCUUCGCCCUGAAACCGCACAAGGCCAUUUCCUCAACUUCUCUCGUCUGCUCGAAUUCAACAACGGUCGCAUCCCCUUCGCUUCCGCCCAGAUCGGUCGCUCCUUCCGUAAUGAGAUCUCUCCACGCGCAGGUCUCCUCCGCGUUCGCGAGUUCACCAUGGCCGAAAUCGAGCACUUCGUCGACCCAGAGGACAAAUCCCACCCACGCUUCAACGAAGUCCGCUCCGUCGAGCUCUCCCUUCUUGACCGUCACGUCCAAUCCUCCGGCUCCACCAAGAUCACACGCAUGACCGUUGGCGAGGCUGUAGACAAGGGUAUCAUCGCGAACGAGACGUUGGGGUACUUCAUCGCGCGGAUAAAACAGUUUUUGAUCAAGAUCGGCGUGGACGAGAACAGGCUUAGGUUCAGACAGCACAUGGCGAACGAGAUGGCUCAUUACGCCACGGACUGCUGGGACGCUGACAUUGAGAACUCCUAUGGAUGGACGGAGUGUGUUGGAUGUGCGGAUAGGGCGGCGUAUGAUUUAACGGUGCAUUCGGACAAGACGGGGCAUCCGUUGGUGGUGAGGCAGGCAUUGAAGGAGCCGAUCGUGACGGAAAAGUUGACUGCUGAAUUCAACAAGAAGGUGGUGGGGAAGGCGUUCGGGAAGGAUGCGGGAGUCUUGCAGAAGAUGUUUGCGGAUAUGGAUGAGACGAAGUUGGAGAAGGUGCAGGGUGAGCUUGCGCAGGGGUCUUCGACGGUCGCGACUCCUGACGGCAAGGAAAUAAAAUUGACUCCGGAGAUGCUCACCAUAGAGCGCAAGACCUUCAAACAGUCUAUCCGUGAGUUUACGCCGAACGUCAUCGAACCCUCCUUUGGUCUUGGUCGUAUCCUCUACGUCCUCCUCGAACAUAACUUUUGGGCUCGUGAACAGGAUGUUGAGCGCGGCGUCCUCUCUCUUCCCCCGGUCGUGGCACCGACCAAAGUGUUGAUCGUCCCUUUGAGUGCAAAGGAAGAGUUUGAUCCUCUCAUUCGCGAAGUUUCCUCAAAACUGCGUAAAGCCGGCGUCUUCUCGCGCGUCGACGAUUCAAACACAUCGAUCGGCAAGCGCUACGCACGCAACGACGAGCUCGGCACACCAUUCGGCGUGACACUUGACUUUGCCUCUGUCCAGAACCGAACGAUGACACUGCGGGAACGCGACACGACGGGCCAGCUCAUCGGCGAUAUCGACCAGGUCAUUGGGAUCUUGACGGAACUCGUAGACGGGACGAUCGACUGGGCCGAGGCAUGCAAGAGGUUGCCGGCUUAUGACGGCGUGCAGGCCAUCGAUGCUUAAGCUCCCAAGCGCAAACAAAGCGGGUCGAGGUCUGGGUGCUGGGUGCUGGGUGAUGUCAAUGAGCCUUGUUUACCCCGCACUGUGCUGUUUUUGGAACGCUUCUUUAGAUCGGCUCUGGGGUACGAUGUGUGGUUCGAGGCCGGGGUGAUUGUGUGAAUGAGGUGGAGUUUGGAUGAGGUACGAUGUGAUGUGGUGGGUGUUUGUACUUACAGGUCCAGGCUCAUCGGGAGAUGUAUCGAGAAGGAUGUCGUUGAGGGUCCUUGUUGCUCGUUGUGAUGAGGCCUUGUGCGUUAAAAUUUCGGGUUCUCGUGUACAUAUGAUGCGGGGUCUGCUUUGGAGAAGCCGAGAGAGAAGGAGAAGUUACUGAUUUGUACUGUAAGAAUGAUAUUGCAGAGAACAAGGUGAAGCUUUAGAUAUGGUGUGUCUUUACCAUGAAGGUUUUCCGUCACAAUGAUAGACUGUAGUUU
Stereum hirsutum FP-91666 SS1 is the source of this 2513-nucleotide messenger RNA. RefSeq names its product glycyl-tRNA synthetase. Gene Ontology annotation, biological process: mitochondrial glycyl-tRNA aminoacylation. Gene Ontology annotation, cellular component: mitochondrion; cytoplasm. The coding region runs from base 76 to 2046 and encodes 656 amino acids. Gene Ontology annotation, molecular function: ATP binding; glycine-tRNA ligase activity. NCBI's taxonomy places the organism in Eukaryota, Fungi, Basidiomycota, Agaricomycetes, Russulales, Stereaceae. The transcript has 10 exons. The record is from RefSeq and is a predicted model, not a curated record.